Morchella importuna is the source of this 417-nucleotide messenger RNA. RefSeq lists its product as uncharacterized. NCBI's taxonomy places the organism in Eukaryota, Fungi, Ascomycota, Pezizomycetes, Pezizales, Morchellaceae. The transcript is spliced from 2 exons. Bases 1 to 417 code for a protein of 138 amino acids. The record is from RefSeq and is a predicted model, not a curated record.
AUGGGAGUCAACCGCGCAAAAGUUAGCAAGUUUGGUCGUCGUCGUAUUACAAGAUACAACGCCAAGCACAUCCUCUCCGAGAUGUACGAGGCCGAGAGUCUCGACGCUGAGGUAGAUAGUGACGUCGCACGCGAGUUGGGCCUGACGUGGUUCUACGAUGAUUACCAUGGCAGCGCUGCUACUAUCAACCAAGAUCUAGCGGCCGCAGAUGAUACGCUUUACAAGAUGGGUAUUCUUUAUGAUACACCAACGGAGGCGGUGGUGGAUCCGUUCCCAGGGAUCGAAGUGGACCGAGACUGGGAUAUGGUGUCUUUGGCACCGACGGAUGGGGAGGGCGAGUGGGAUGUUGUGUCCAUUGUAACGGUGGAGGAUGAUAAUGCGGAUGCGGACGAUUGGGAAGAGCGGUCGGUGGCUUAG